This is a messenger RNA of Stegostoma tigrinum, 10245 nucleotides long. RefSeq names its product collagen alpha-6(VI) chain-like. The record is from RefSeq and is a predicted model, not a curated record. Gene Ontology annotation, molecular function: serine-type endopeptidase inhibitor activity; extracellular matrix structural constituent conferring tensile strength. Lineage: Eukaryota; Metazoa; Chordata; Chondrichthyes; Orectolobiformes; Stegostomatidae. The transcript has 40 exons. Gene Ontology annotation, biological process: extracellular matrix organization. Bases 343 to 7206 code for a protein of 2287 amino acids.
GUUUAUUAACGUGAAACUUUGGAGUUUUUCGAACGUGCUGUUUGCAGGAGGCAGCUCGAUAUUAUCUCGUUUAUUUCACUGACUAGGUUCUGCUCCGCGGCGCUCGACCCGCUGCGAAGAGGCAAAAGCCGAGUUGCCUUCCCGGGGUGAAAAGGUGGAUAAGUGGAAAGAUACAGGAUUCCGUCUCCACUGAGGUGAGAAAUCUUUUGGUGAACACAUUGAGCGCGAUUACUGACGGGGUUCAGACUUUGCUGUGGAAAGCGCUAAUUAACAUUCGGACGAUCUUUUCGAAUGCCGAUCAGAUUAAUUUAGAAAAGGAAAAUACCUUGAAGUUUUCUCAACAUGGGGUGGUUAGAAGUAACUGCCAUAUCAUUUCUUCUAACUGCAAAUAUGUGUGUUAUCAAGUCUCAACCAAUGGCAGCUUCUGAAUCUUACUCUGAUGUGGUCUUUCUGGUUGAUGGAUCUCGAAAUGUGGGACGAGCAGGAUUUCGUCACGUGCAGAACUUUAUUGUGAAGGUUGUUGAACAACUGAAUGUGGCAGUAAAUAAAUACAGAAUUGGACUUGCUCAAUUCAGUGGGGAUGCGCGAAAAGAAUUCUUACUGAACAGAUUUCGGACAAAACAGGAGGUGUUGGGUUACUUACGGAGAGGUUAUAACUUCAAGGGUGGAGCAGCACUGAAAACGGGACGUGCCAUUGAAUAUGUGCACAAAGAGUUCUUCACUGAAUCUGCUGGAAGCCGAAAGAAUGCUAAAGUUCCUCAGUUUGUGAUAAUGAUCACUGCUGCUUCAUCACAAGAUGAUGUUGAAAUAGCUAGCAGAGCUUUGAAAAGGGAUGGUGUGAAAGUUAUUUCCAUUGGUAUAGGGAGAGAAGAUCGAGACGAUCUAGGAAAAAUGGCCUAUAUAAAAAAUGACGUAUUUAUGAUAAAAAUCAACAACUUUAAUGAACUCGCCCAGUCUGCCAUUGGACUGUCCACUACAAUCAAAACAAUGACACAGAAAGAGUUUGUACAUGAAGAACUGAAAGCACCAGCAGUGUGCCAAACUGCUUCAGUCGCUGAUGUUGCUUUCCUGGUGGAUGAAUCAAGCAGAAUUGGGGAAGCAAACUUUCAACUGAUCCGCAAAUUUCUAAAUAAUUUUAUCAAGGUGCUUGAUAUUGGAUCAGAAAAAGUGCGAGUUGGUUUGGUUCAGUACAGCAAUGCUCCAAGAGCACAGAUUCACUUCACAACACUUCAAGACAAGGAAGAAAUUCUCAAGCGCAUUGCAAGUACACCUUAUAGGGGCGGAAGCGCAAAUACAGGAGCAGCUAUUGACUUUCUCAAAGACAAUUACUUUCAGCCAAGAACAAGUGGCAGAGAAACACAAGGGGUUCCUCAAAUUGCAAUUGUGGUUACUGAUGGAAACUCCAAUGAUGAUGUCAGGAAAUCAGCUGCUGCCCUUCGGCGUCUCGGUGUUACAGUAUACGCUUUGGGAACUAAAAAUGUGAGUUUCAAUCAGCUUGCAAGCAUUGCCUCAUAUCCUCCAGAAAGUUUUGUUUCGCAUGUGGAAAAUUUUGAAAAUUUAACAUCGAUUGAAAACAUUCUCCAGAAGAAAAUUUGCAUUGAAAUUGUCAAAACUACUGAAGUAAAAGCUGAAAAAAUAACCCAGCUUUUCGAAGGUUGUAAGGAAACUGAAGAAGCCGACAUCUAUUUCCUGAUUGAUGGAUCAGGUAAUCUACAUUCGGAAGACUUCAGAGACAUGAAAGAUUUCAUGCUCGAUACAGUACGCAUAUUCCGUAUUGGCAAAGACAAAGUAAGGAUUGGUGUUGUCCAGUAUGGGUCUACUACACAGACAGAAUUCGACCUCACUAAAUAUACAAGUAAAAAACAAGUUGAAGAAGCAAUUGAGAAAAUGAGAUUAAUCGGAGGAACGACCUCAAAGACAGGUCAAGCAUUGGUACAGAUGAAAGAACUCUUCAACGAAGCAGAUAAAACUCGUAAAAAUCGAGUACGCCGCUUCCUGAUCAUUGUCACUAAUGGAAAGUCAGAGGACGAUGUUUCAAGACCUGCUGCAGAAUUAAGGCAAAGGGGAGUCGAUGUUUACGCUGUUGGUGUGGCAAAAGCUGAACGCAAUGAACUUCAACAGAUUGGAGGAGCACUUGGAAGAGUUUUUAACGCAUCAAACUAUGAUGCUUUGAAGGAAAUAAAACAUAGGAUUAUACGGGAUAUGUGUGCUAAAGAAGCCUGCAGUAAAUUGGAGGUGGCAGACAUCAUUUUUCUGAUCGAUGGUUCAAGGAGUAUAUGGAUUGUAAACUUUAACAAAAUGAAAAUGUUCAUAGAAACCUUGAUCAACUCAACUGAAGUCGGUGAAACCAGAGUCCAAGUUGGUUUAAUACAGUUCAGCUCACAAACAAGAUUGGAAUUCCAACUCAAUCAAUACCAUGAGAAAGCAGAACUACUGAACGCUGUUCGGAAUGUUCAGCAGUUGAAUGAACAGACACUUACAGGCAGCGCAUUGAGAUUUACAGCUGAAUACUUUGAUAGCUCGAAAGGAGGUCGCCCAAAUGAGCGGCAGACCCUAAUUGUGAUUACAGAUGGAGAGGCAGAGGAUGAGGUGUAUGAACCUGCCAAAGCCAUCAGGGACAAAGGGGUUAAUAUUUUUGCCAUUGGUAUCAUCAAUGCUAAUAACACCCAGCUUGUGGAGAUCGCAGGUUCCCAAGACAAAGUUUAUCAUGUGGAAAACUUUGAUGCCCUAAAGGAUUUGGAUAAAUUGAUAUCAUUUGAAGUGUGCAGUCCAUUUGAAGAGUGCGGGAGGAUCGAAGUUGCAGACAUUGUCUUUGUUCUGGAUGGAUCAGACAGCAUAAAUAAACCUCAGUUUGACAGCAUGAAGAACUUCCUGAUGUCAGUCGUGAACCGUUCUGAAGUUGACAAGGAUAAUGUUCGCUUUGGUGCUAUUGUAUACGGAAACAAUCCACAGACUAUAUUCAGGCUGGAUAGCUUCACGAGCAAAGCCGAAAUCAGAAAUGCACUUUGGGGAUUACAGAAGGAGACACGUGGACCUAGGUACACAGUGAAGGCUCUGAAACUAGCAAGGAACCUUCUAACUGCAGAGAAGGGUGGUCGAGGAAAAAGCAAAUCCAAUGUGCCACAGUUCAUUAUUCUCAUCACUGAUGGAAAAGUCACAGAUUCAGAAGACAUACAGCCCGUAGCGAAUGAACUCAAGAAAGAUGGUGUUGAAGUCUAUGCCAUUGGUGUAGCUGGUGCUAACAAGCAAGAACUUCUGUUGAUCACGCAAUUAGCAGACAAUUACUAUGAUGCUCCAGAUUUUGGUUAUUUGGAGCAGUUAUCCCCUAUAAUUUCUCAGUUGCUGUGUAAUGAAACAAAACCAGAAUGUGAACUCGAGAAAGCCGACAUUGUUUUCCUACUGGACGGCUCAGAGGUAGUAACAAGUGGUGACUUUGCGUCAAUGAAGAGCGGCUUGAAAGACUUUGUGAAGUUGUUUAAUGUUGGUGAAAAUCAUUUCCAAUUUGCUUUGGUCCAGUACGGUACAACACAGCGUUUUGAAUUUCACUUGACACAAUCUGAUUCGCAUGACAUGCUGAGAAGCAAGAUUGAUGAAAUCACUCAGAUUGGUGGGGAGACCGCCACUGGAGCCGCUCUGACAUUUGUGAAUGCCCACCUCCAGAAGUUGGAGGGAAAUCGAAGAAAUGAAAAGGUGCCCCUCUACCUUUUAGUGAUUACAUCUGGGACAUCUGUUGACAGUGUAGUUACAGCAGCUGCUGAGCUGCACAAUCAGAAUAUUCAAAUAUUUGCUCUCGGUAUUCAAAACGCAAAAGGCUCUGAGCUUCUGAAAAUUACUGGAUCAGCAAAGAGAAAACUGUUUAUUAAAGACAUUGGCGACUUAAGUAAAGUUAAAAGAAGAAUUGUUCGUACUAUCUGUUUUCCCCCUCCUAUUCCAAAAGAGGAUCCAGCGUGUACGAUAGACAUUGUUGUGGGAUUUGAUUUCUCAAGAAGGACUGGUUCAAAGAACAUAUUUGAUAGCCAACAAAAGCUAAAGUCAAAGCUUCGUCCAAUAUUACAGGAAAUUGCAUCCAUACAAUCGAUCAGCUGUGCAUCUGCUUCCAAGCUAAACAUCAAAAUGAGCUAUCACGUGAUAAGCAACACGGGCAAAUCUGUCUUUGAAACUGGUUUUGAAGCUUAUAACCUAGAUGUUUUAGAUAAGCUGCUCCAAAUUCAAACAGAUGAUGACAUUGAUCUGAAUGCAGGAAGUAUAAAAUCAUUUACUGAUGCAUUCAGUGCAUCAACUUCAUUGACAAAGGUGCUGGUCUUGUUCACAGAUGGAUUUGAUGACAGAGAAGUGGUUCUUAAACAAAGCUCAAAAGAAAUCAACAAUAAAGGAAUCCAUGCACUCGUCACAGUGGCCCUGGAAGAUGCUGUCAAUGUGCAUGAGAUCCAUCACAUUGAGUUUGGAACUGGAUAUGGAUACAAACAACAGUUGUCAAUUGAAAUGAAGGAUAUUGGAAAUGCUUUGAUGAAGCAAAUUACGGCAGCCAUGGAAACAAAGUGUUGUAAUGUUGCAUGCACCUGCUUGGGAGAACCAGGUCUGUUCGGUGUGCAAGGGAUCAAAGGGCCGAAGGGACAAAGAGGUGCAGAGGGAUUUCAAGGCUACCCAGGAGAAGAGGGAGGACAAGGUGAGAGAGGUCCACAAGGAUAUAACGGUACGGUCGGAGAUGAUGGAUGUCCAGGUGCUAAGGGCUUCACAGGAAGACGAGGUUAUCGAGGACAAAAGGGUAGUAAUGGAGACAUUGGCAUUGAUGGAGUAGUUGGAGAGCAGGGAGAGUAUGGAGUUGCUGGACCUCCUGGUGAAAAAGGCAUUCGUGGAAAACCGGGUAGAAAAGGCCAGAAAGGUAUUCCAGGUGAUCGUGGAGAGGCCAGUUCGCGUGGAGACCCUGGCGAACCUGGAGCGAGCAAUAAUGUCCAAGGUCAAAAGGGUGAAAGAGGAAACCCUGGCCAAGUGGGUGAUCCAGGUAAAAGUGGUAACCCAGGAAAACGUGGUGGUAUUGGAAAUCGUGGUCCUGUUGGUGGAAGGGGACAAGUGGGUGCACAGGGGCCUAAAGGAAGAGAUGGUGUUCCAGGCCCUCAAGGAGAUCCAGGACUGCGAGGCAUACAGGGGACGCCAGGAUCUCCUGGUACUCUGGGUCGAAAAGGAGAAGUGGGAGCUCGAGGUCGGCAGGGUCUGACCAGAGACCCAGGCCCUCCGGGAAUGGAUGGCGACAUUGGUCAUAAAGGGAAACAUGGUCAACCUGGAAAUCCUGGGGAGAAAGGCAUAAAAGGAGUAGAUGGACCUCGUGGCAUAAUGGGGCCAGAUGGCAAGAAUGCAUUUGGAUCCAAGGGAAUAAAAGGCAAAAAGGGAAUACGUGGAAAUCCUGGCAAUGCUGGUCCACAGGGAGAGGAUGGAGGUCCUGGAAUCCCUGGAAAUGAAGGAUCAAAAGGAACAAGAGGCCGCAGGGGUAACAUGGGCAUUCCCGGUGAUCCUGGUGAGCCGGGUUCAAUUGGAGAUCCUGGAGAAAUGGGCCGGAAAGGACCACAAGGUCAUGCAUUGGAAACGUCUUGUGGCCUUAUUGCAUACAUACGAGAGAGCUGUCCUUGUUGUUCACAAAGAAAAGGAAAGUGCCCUGCAUACCCCACAGAGUUGGCAUUUGCUCUGGACAUGUCUGAGGAUGUAACACCAGCAAUAUUUAAACGGAUGAAGACCAUUGUAGUUAAUUUUCUCAAGGAUAUUAACAUUGCUGAAAGUAACUGUCCCACAGGGGCUCGUGUUGCUGUUCUCACCUACAGCAAUGUGGCAAGGCCUUUCAUUCACUUUUCAGCCUUCAAGAAGAAACAGCUACUCCUGGAAGAAUUAGAUGCACUCUCACAUGAAAGAUCGAGUAACAGACGGAAUAUUGGCAGUGGUAUGGAAUUUGUUGUGAGAAAUACUUUUAAACGUGUACGUAAUGGUGUCCUGGUGAAGAAAGUAGCCGUUUUCAUCACGAAUGGAGGAUCCCAAGACAGUGAGGCCUUAGCCGCAGCUGCCACUCAGUUCCUUGCUGCAGGCAUCACUCCAGUCAUCAUCUCCUUUAAGAAUAUCCCAGAGGUAGAACAAGCUUUUCCGAAUGCAGUGGUUGUAUUACCGAGACAGCAACAACGUUCCCAAGAGCUGUUACAACAUGUCUUUUUAUGUACACUUUGCUAUGAUGAGUGUAGCCCUGAUGACCAGUGUCCGAGAAGAACUGCCCCAGUGCUUAUUCCAGUAAGCCUGGACAUAGCUUUUGUUCAUGAUGACUUACAACAAAUGGAACCUACACAAUCUGAAACAGUUCAGCAUUUCCUAAGCUCAAUGCUUGAUCAGUUUGUCAGCUCUGCAGAACCUAAAACCCCUGAUCUUCACCCCCGGGUGGCUCUGGUGCAGCACACACCAAACUACACACCAAAAUACGGGAAAGCUCCUCUUAACCUAGAGUUUGGAGUUUUGGAUUACACUGCGAAAACCCUAAAGAAGAGACACAUCCAUGACUCAUUUAAUCCACUAGAGGGCUCCACUGGCAUUGACAGUACCAUCAAAUGGACUUUGAAAAAUUUCUUCUCAAAUCUCACAAGUCAGAGAAUUUACAAAGUUAUUUUUACGAUAUUUUCAGGGGAGACAAGCAUUGAUGAGAAGAAAUUACUGGAAAUAUCCCAAGAAGCCAAAUGUAAAGGUUUCACGAUAUUUGCACUGGCCCUUGGGGAGGUAUCUAAUGUCACAGUCCUGGAGGAGUUUGUCAGUUUUCCUUUUAGUCAACAUUUACUUCAUUUGGAUAGAGCCCUGGAGGCUGAAAUUGAAUACGCACAAAAGUUUGCAGUGAGUUUUCUGAACAAUCUGGCAACUGGAAUCAACAACUAUCCACCUCCAUCUCUAAAGAAGGAAUGCGAAGGAGUAAAUUCUGACAGUGCAGAAGAACCAGAAACAUUUCCUGUUACACCCUUGGACACUUUGCAAGAUUUUGAAGAACAGAAAGAUGAUAUCAAUAUUUAUGAUGAGUGCCUGCUGAACCUUAAUGAAGGAGAUUGUUACAACUACAACCUAAAAUGGUACUUUGAUAAAAGCUCACGAGCCUGCAAGAGGUUUUGGUACGGUGGCUGUGGAGGAAACAAGAACAGAUUUGACACUCAUGAGGAGUGCGAAGCCUUAUGUCUAAAAUCAGCCUUGUAAAUGCUGGUCAUUUCAGAUAAACAUACUUGACACAAACAUAACAUUUCAGUGUGCCAUACCACUUCCUGUCUUUGUAUAGAAUACCUCAUUUACACUGAUACAGCACGUUUAUACCUUUUAAACAUUUUUUUUUGAUAAUAAUUAAGAAUUAGAGCUAUCCCGUUUACACCGUCUCUCAAUGCUGGACAGCCCGGGCAAAAUAUAGCCCUACCAACGUGUCAGGAAAAGAAUGUUAUAAUGUAUAUAUUUCUUCUAUGAAUGUUUUUUUACACAAAUGAAAUGGAGAGGAAAGAUGGCAGCAAGGUCAUCCAGAAGUAAUGACAGAAUAUCUAAUGGGUUGCAAGAAUUUUAUUUUUGAAGUUACAAAUGUACAAACAAUUAAAAUCAAAUUAAAGCAUGAGAGAAGUGAGAAGUCACUUUCUCCGGUCAUUCUCCAUUCUCAGCUAUUUCUGUGGCCUAGAAGAUUUCUGGCUGGAUUCUAGACUGUAAUUGCUGGAGGAAAUGUGAGCACAGCAGAGGACUGCUGAGAGUUAAUGUGCCUGGCUGCCGCUUGAGAACCUCAGCCUAAGAUCCUAAAUGGUUUCCAUUUCCCAAGAAAGGGGCAAGAUGAUUCAGAAAUAAAGCCUCUACUCGGAUGAGAAUGUUUUCUGCUUAUCCUGAAAAGGGGCACUAGAGCGUGCAUUUGCCUCUGGGUCACUGGCCAAGCAACCAUAACAUUAAAACUAGGCAAAGUCUGCUUUUAUGCUGUUCAAAUAUUGACACGAAGCCUAAAGGCUUAAUAUAUGCAGACCCAAAUGGCACUGGGAAGACCUAGGAAACUGUCAGGCAGCUCUAUGCAAGCAGAGAUCCAAGUCUUCUAGUGCCUAUCCCUGAUGAGAUGAAUGAAAGAUAAUCCAUCCUAUUCUCUGUUCUUCAGAGAAUUCUUUAAAUACGUAAAGUGUUGUGAUAAUGUGCCAAAUAGAUAGUCAGCUCUAUUUGAUGCUGCUUGACCUGCUGUGUUCAUCCAGCUCCACACUUUGUUAUCUCGGAUUCUCCAGCAUCCGCAGUUCUGAUUAUCUCAAUCAGCUUUAUUUCCUGUGUUAUCAAUUGAGCAAUAAAAAAUUGUUUUUUUCGCAGCUGGCUGCUUUGCAUUAUAAAAGCACCAGACUGAUUUGUGAAUAGUCUGCUGGUUACAAGCAAAGAAGUGGAAAUUAGAUAUUCGUUCAUAUAGAGCAAUUCAUAUUGGAAUGUUUCAUGUAUUAAUGCAAGUUGCAUAUAAAAUCAUUGUCAAAAUUAAAUGCCCCACAUUUUUUUGGUGGUCAUUGUUAUCCAUUGUCAUUUCAGCUUCCUGCCAUAAUUUAAGUUUGAGAUCAGAAUCUUCCAGAAGUUUAAUUUCUUUUGUGUAAAUUUUGUUUCUGUUAAUGAAAUACUGGUUUUCAUUUGCUGACAUGCUUAAUUUAAUAUUAAAGGGGCAGUGAUGCAAACAUUUCAGAAGUGACUUUAUUUCAUGCCAUUUAACGAGAUUCUGUUCAAAGCAUAGCCCUGCUUCAAGUACGAAAUAUGAUGGAGAAUGAGUUUAGCAAUAUUUAGCAAAAUUUGACACUAUGUGGAUGUUAAAAAAAGGGUCCUUGUUCAAAAGUCACUGAAAGCUAACAUGAAUGUGCAGCAAACAAUUCAGAGUACAAAUGUCAGGUUAGUCUUUAUCACAAGUGGGUUUCAGUACGAAAGCAAAGACAUCUUGACUCAGUCAUAUAGAACCAUUGUGAGACUAUACCUGGAGUCCCGUGUACAGUUCUGCUCCCCUUUCCUGAGGAAGGAUGUACUUGACAUAGAGGGACAACAGCGGAGAUUCAUGAAUCUGAUUUCCUGGUUAGGCGAGAGUGUCCCAUGAGGAAGAGUUUGAGGAAACUGAGCUUGUAUUCCCUGGAGUUUAGAAGAAUUAAAGGUGACCUCAUGGAAAUGUAUAAUUUUUUAAAGGGGUAAAUAGACUACAUGAAGAAACGACAUGCACCCCCCACCCACUUUGCUGUGGGAUCUAGAACUCUGGGACUCAAUCUCAGAAUAAUGACUGCCUAUUUAGAACUGAGUUGAGGAGAAACCUCUUUUGUCAAACAAUGGUGAAUCUUUGGAAUUCUGCACAACAGAAGGCUGUGAAAACUCAUUUGUUAAGUUAGCUUGAGAAAGUUAGGUACAUUUCUAGUCACUACUGACCUAAAGGAAGACUGGGAUGGCUUGCAGAUAUGGCAUUAAGGUAGAUGGUUAGCCACAAUCUAAAAUGGCAAAGAAGACUGAAGUGACUUCAGGGACAGUAUCUUCAAUUUCCAGGUUGAUACCCAUGGAGUCUGCUGUGUCUAGGAUUCUGCAGGUUCCCAGUGUAUAUCUUCAGUCUGCACCCCUCCAAUGAGUAUUUGCCUAACAGAAUAUCCGAUCCCUUUUGGACAAAAACACUUUCCAAUUUCUCACCACUUGAAGAAAUACUCUCCACCAUUGAUGCUCCCACCAAAGUGAUUAACCUCAUACUUAUCCUCUUCAUAUUUCAUCUGACAUUUAUAGACCUCUCACUUGUUCUAUCUAAGUCCUUUUGCAUUGUCUCCUCAGCCCUUACUCCCACUAAGAUUUUAAUCGUCUGUAAAUUUGUAAAUCCUACAAUUGGUCCCCAGAUCUAAAUCACUAAUGUAGAUUUUGAAAAGCUGAGGUGCAAGCAUUGGUCUGUGCAACAUCCCACUUGUCACAGUCCACUGACCUGAGAAUGACCCAAUUAUGGCUGCUCUCUGCUUUCUGACUGUUAACCCAAGCCUCGGUCCAUCUUAUAUUUCAUCCCAUACGCUCUUAUUUUGUUUUCAAAAUGUAAUACUUGUUUUCAAGGGAACUAUUAUUUUUCAGUGCCCAGGGUAGGGAAUACAGCUAUUUGUAUGUUACUUUGUAUCCUCGAACCUGCUCCAUGAAUUGUGUGGUAUUGUUGGAUUCAGAGUACCCCAGAUGACUUCAGUGAUAUGCUAAUUUGAUGAAGUGAAAUCUACCGUUAUUUGAUAUAAUAAUAUUAUUUGUUUUAUAAUAUAA